AUGAAUUUUUCCCCAACUUCUGAUUCCUUAGGAGAAAAUAAUGUUGAUCCUUUACUACAUCAUGAUGGUUUUCCUCCUGCUUCCGACGGCUUGUCUAAAACACCCGAUAGAUCAUCACCUGUUACGAUCAUACCUUCUUCACUUCCAAUCAACACUACCCCUCUUCCAAUAGAUAUCAACACUUCUGAAUCUGUCUCUGAUGUUUUGAUUCCUCUUAGGAAAAGCACUAGAAACAGAAAUGCUCCCAAGUGGAUGGAUGAUUAUGUUCCUGGGUCAAGUAGUGAAGAAAUUAGUGAACUCAUUUUCUGCAUGGCUGAAAGAAUCACUGGACAUGCUUCAAGAAUCGGCCGUCUUCCUCCACCGCCAUUACAGCUGAUGCAACCUGCCAGGGACCUGAAAAGGUUCAACGGGGCUAAAAACCUGAAGAUAAGCGUGUCCACCAUCAACCCGAUCAGCGAAGAAGUGAGAGACUAUUUCCGAAAGGAAGAAGCAUUGAGGUACACAAUCCCUGAACACCCUUUUGCUUACACAGCUCUUGAUGGCAGGAAAGCUUCAGUUGCGCCUUUUAGACGCCGGAGUGGUAAGCCAUCCAGGAAAGCCCGGGAUCAUUUCAUCCUCAAGUCUGAUCGGCCGCCUUGUUUCACCGUGCUUUCUCUCGUGAGGGAUGCCGUUGCUAGAUUGCCUGAUGAUGUGGGGACAAGAGCUGAUGUUUGUAUUCUGGUUCGAGAUUCAGGUUACAUCAUUGACGGCGUUUUUGAUGAUCAAGUUGAACAGGUUGUGAGCGGAGCCUUGGACCGGCUGCAUUAUGAACGUGAUGCAUGUGUUUAUUUUGAUGGGAACCAUCGGCUGUGGAUUUACUCGCAUGGGAGCAGGGAAGAAGAGGACUUUGAGGAUGAUGGCACUUCUUCAAAGAAGAUUAGAAAGAAGAUCAAGUACUCUAAACGACAGCAGGCAAAUCCCAGAAAACCCAAUACGUUGGUCAAAAGCCAGAGGAUCCUUGAUAUCGUUGCUCCCAAGCUUAAUAACUCCGACCCACCGCAAGGCUAUCUUCGCCUCAUUGAUGACUUUCUACGAACAAAUCAUCUCCCACUCCCAAAUCCCCAAGUCAGCGAUGGGGUUAAGUCUCAAUCGGAUCCAAAUGAGAGUUCUCUUUCAGCUCUGUUUAGACUUCAUCGACAAGGGUUGAAUAUCUGCCCCAGUUUGCUAUCUAAUGCUCUGAGUUUAUGUGGGUCUGAUGGAGAUGUGAGACCAGGAAUUCAAAUCCAUGGUUUGGCUGUGGAUUAUGGGUUCUUUUACAACGUUUACGUUAGCAGUUCUUUGGUCUCAUUUUACAGCAAAUGUGGAGAACUCAGCAGUGCGAGUAAAGUGUUUGAAGAAAUGCCGGAGAGAAAUGUGAUCACUUGGACUGCAAUUAUCAGCGCCUUUGCACAAAAUGGCCAAUGUUGCUUCCAGGCAAUGGUCAAGUAUGGUGUGGAACCGGAUGUAGAUCACUACGCAUGCAUUGUUGACCUCCUUGGUCGAGCAGGUAGGCUAGAAGAAGACAGGGAUUUCAUCAGAAGAAUGCCCAUCAGUCCUAAUGCCGUCAUAUGGGGUUCAUUGCUUUCGUCGUGUAGGCUUCAUGGGAAUGUUUGGGUCGGCAUUGAAGCUGCUGAGAAUAGGCUUGAAUUGGAACCGUCUUGUGCCGCUACUCACUUGCAACUAACCAACUUGUAUGCCAAUGUUGAUUACUGGGAUCAGGCGGCAAGGGUGCGCAAGUUGAUGAAAGACAAUGGCCUGAAAACAGAUCCUGGGUGCAGUUGGAUUGAGAUCAAUAAUGAGAUUUUCCAGUUUCGGGUAGAAGACAGAACCAGUCCCAGUUUUGCAGAGAUUAUGACGAUGCUAGAUUGCUUAGUAGACCACAUAAGAGGCCUGGAUCAUUCGCUUGACAUAUAUCAAGCGACCGAUUAUCAUCCAUAG
Oldenlandia corymbosa var. corymbosa is the source of this 1956-nucleotide messenger RNA. Lineage: Eukaryota; Viridiplantae; Streptophyta; Magnoliopsida; Gentianales; Rubiaceae. The record is from the annotation of a GenBank genome assembly.